Molecule: messenger RNA, 992 nt
Organism: Chironomus riparius
Lineage: Eukaryota; Metazoa; Arthropoda; Insecta; Diptera; Chironomidae
Source: the annotation of a GenBank genome assembly
UUUCAAAUUUUUCAACGUUUUCCAAAAUCAAACUCAGUCACAUUUUCAUUCAUCAAGCAUUCUCAUCUUUUUUCAAAUAAUUUUAAAAUUUUCCCGCACAAUCUCAAUCGAGGGUUACGAAUAACAUCAUGUAUUUAUAUCAGUGGGUACGCAACGCUUCGUGUCAAACAGGUCAUUUGUUAUGAAAAAGAAUUCUCUAUAAAAAAAAUGAUAAAACAUCAUCCAAGUAAAAUAAUUAAUUUAAAUGACAUUAAGGACAGUAAAUUAAAGUAUGCAUUUGUGGUUCUGAACAGGCCAAUCGAGGCUGAUGCAAAAUUGAUUGAAGAGCUGUGGAAUCACUCUGCAAUAAACAUAACAGUCGAUGGCGGCACCAACCGAUGGCUCUCAUGGCUUCGCAAGCACAAACUUCAAGACAAGCUGAAGCAUCCAACUCUCAUCACCGGAGAUCUCGAUUCAAUCAAAGAUGAAAGCCUCGAUUACUUCAGUAGAACUAAAAUCAUCCAGACACCCGACCAGGAUGCAACAGACUUUACAAAAUGUCUUCGAGUCCUCGAACCAUUUAUAAAUGAACUCAGUAUUUCCUAUAUUGUUGCACUUUGUGAGACAUCCGGCAGAAUAGAUCAGAUCUUAGCCAACAUCAAUACUUUGCAUAAAAAUCUCCAAAAACCGAAUGACAUCUCUCGACCUGUCUAUAUUCUAAGUUCCACAAGUGUCACGUGGAUGCUGCAAAGUGGUCAGCAUGAAAUUAACAUUCCCAAGGAAAUAAGGAACAUGUGGUGCUCACUAAUUCCUAUCGGACAGCCAACAACCGUAACAACAACAGGUCUAAAAUGGAACUUAACAGAUCAUUUGAUGAAAUUUGGUGGAAUUGUGAGCACAAGCAACACUUAUGAUGACAGGUCGGAAGCUGUUGAAAUCUCGAAUGACUUGCCGCUGCUAUGGAGUAUGGGAUUGAAGCAUGAGGACUAGUUUGAAUUUAAAUUUAAUAAAAU